AUGGGUCUCGGACAAGAUAUCAAGGAGUUUGGAGAGAGUGAAAUGCAACAAGGUGGAAAUAACGGAAACAACAUGGGAAGCAACAUGGGAAAUGAUAUGGGAAAUGGUAUGGGAAACAAUAUGGAAAACGGUAUGGGAAAUAAUAUGGGAAACAACUCCAAUGGUAUGGGAGGUAGCACCAAAGAUACCAUGGUAGACUCCGCCGUCGACUCAUUUGCAAGCAAGGAGGGAGUACCUUCCCAAUUGGACUCCGGGAUCAACAACGUUGUCAAUAAUGAGGUUGACAAGUUUUAG
Molecule: messenger RNA, 294 nt
Organism: Sclerotinia sclerotiorum 1980 UF-70
Lineage: Eukaryota; Fungi; Ascomycota; Leotiomycetes; Helotiales; Sclerotiniaceae
Exons: 2
Coding region: 1-294 (97 amino acids)
Source: RefSeq, a predicted model, not a curated record